This is a messenger RNA of Ylistrum balloti, 912 nucleotides long. RefSeq names its product phoH-like protein. Bases 1 to 912 code for a protein of 303 amino acids. Gene Ontology annotation, cellular component: cytosol. Gene Ontology annotation, molecular function: ATP binding. Lineage: Eukaryota; Metazoa; Mollusca; Bivalvia; Pectinida; Pectinidae. The record is from RefSeq and is a predicted model, not a curated record. The transcript is spliced from 2 exons.
AUGCUAAAAUAUACAUUUAAUACGCGUGAUCAGCACCUAAGACAAAUAGAAAAAAAAUUUCGCGUCACCUUACACCCAAGAGGCAAUAAAAUCCGUAUUAUUGGCCCACGUAGCCAAACACAACAAGCCAUCAGUUAUUUACAAAAUGCAUACGCUCAAACACUAACAGGCAAACCACCAGCGCACCCACAAUCAAAUAAUGAUCAGGAGCUACCUGACUACUUGGCAAAAACAACCGCAGAAGAUAACAAUAAUACGAUAUUAGUUACGUAUAACAACAUCAAAUUAGGGCCAAAAACUGAAGGGCAACGACAUUAUCUACAAACAAUAGCCAAUAAAGACGUCGUUUUUGCUAUUGGACCAGCAGGAACAGGCAAAACAUAUUUAGCUGUCCUUAGUGCUGUACAAAAAUUCUUAAGUAAAAAAGUAGAUCGUAUUAUUCUAGCCCGCCCUGCUGUCGAAGCUGGAGAAAAACUAGGCUAUUUACCAGGAGACCUUACUGAAAAAGUAAACCCUUAUCUAAGACCACUUUAUGAUGCCCUAAAUGACAUGCUACCUUUUGACCGUGUCGAACAACUUAUCUCUUCAGGUAAAAUCGAAGUUGCCCCAUUAGCUUUUAUGCGUGGUCGUACCCUUAACCAGGCAUUUAUUAUUCUUGAUGAAGCACAAAAUACAACUCCGGAACAAAUGAAAAUGUUUUUAACCCGUAUUGGUGAAGGUAGUCAAGUCGUUAUUACUGGUGAUGUCACCCAAACGGACCUCCCAAACCAAAGAUAUAGCGGCCUUAGUCAUGCAUUAAAAAUUCUUAAAAAAAUACCACAAUUAGGUUUCGUUACACUUGAUCAAACAGAUAUUGUCCGUCACUCAAUUGUACAAGCAAUCCUGGAUGCUUAUGAAGCUGAGACAACUUAG